Paramecium pentaurelia is the source of this 1057-nucleotide messenger RNA. NCBI's taxonomy places the organism in Eukaryota, Ciliophora, Oligohymenophorea, Peniculida, Parameciidae. The record is from the annotation of a GenBank genome assembly.
AUGUUUGAUACUUUUUUCAUGAAACAAAAUGAAAUUAUUAGAUAUCAGAAGUGUCGAAUUCAAAUAUAGUAUAAAUUUCUAUAAAAUUUUAUUAUUUUAAUUAAAAAUCUACAUAAAAUAAUCCAUUCCUUCUNUGAAGAUUAUUUAAUCUUUCAUAGUCUGAUACUUGAUAAUAAAUAUACAAAUUAUUAAAGAUCCUACAUUAAAUUAUUGACUAUCUUAAGUAAGAUUGGAGGUUUAUGGUAAUUAAUAUUUAUAACCUUUGGGAUUAUAUCUAAACCAUUUAUUUUAACUGAAAUGAAAAUCAAUUUAGCAAAUAAAUUAUUUAGAUUUUAGUAAGAGGAAAAUGAUCUUACUUAAAGUAUAAAGAAAGAGGGUAGUAUGAAAUAGAAUUUAGAAAAAUAUUUGUAAAAAUCAUAAUAACAAUUGCCAAAUACAAUAUCAAAUAUUCUACUAUUUUUAUUUGGAUGCAACAAGGCAAAAAUAAAAUAAUUGAAUUAAGCAAAUAAGAAAAUUUAAGAAAAUUUAGAUAUAGUUGAAAUAAUGAGAAGAUUUUAGGAAUUUGAUAAUUUCAAAUAAAUAAUUUUGACAGUUAAUUAGAGAAUUUUAUUUGAUCUUAUUCCGAUACCAUUAAUAACUAGUUUUCAUUAAAAUCAAAUUGAUUCAGAUUAAUUCAAAAGUAAUAAGAUAGAUUAAUAUAGAUUAACAUCAUUCAAAAGAUAAUUUUGAAAGAUUUGUUGAAGCUUAUAAAUCAUUUUUUUUAAUUCGUGAUAUGACUGAGAUCCCUGAAAAUAUUGGAUAAAAAUUAAUUAAAUUUUUAGAUUAAGACAUGAUUAAACUAUUUUAUGAAUAUCAUUUAGAUUCUGAAUAAAGAUAGGUAUUCUAAUUAUAAUCAGAAGAGAGAAAAUCUAAAAUUAUAGUUGAUAGAAAUUAUCUAGAUUCUGAGUCAAAAUUAAGUCUCUCUCCAUGUAAUUCAAAGAGUUAAGAAGUUCAAGCUGUUAAAAUUUUUCUUAAUAAUUAAUAAAUUAAAAGAAAAUUUGAAAAUUUAUAAGUUUGA